AUGGCCGGCUCAGGAAGCAUUACAGACUCGCCGGACGAGGCAGCACCGCGAGGCGCACGUCCACGCAGCAACCCACGCAGCAACCCACGCUCCUCUCAGCAGUCUCGGAGCUGCAGCUUCAGCACCGACCCAUCCGGAUGGGGCCUGUCGCAACCUCAGUCCAGCACAUCUCCUCGAAAGCGCAGUCGAGGUGUCUCCAGACCGUCCACCCAUCCCAAGUUCGUCAUCGUCGGCGACAACAGCUCCGACGAAGACGACGACUACGACGAUUCGGGCGACGACGACCGGCAAGAGCGAAAUCGCGCUCGACGAGGCUCAAAAGCUGACUCAUACAACCAGGGAUCCUCGCAGAGUUCACCUCAUCGUAGAGGCACGAGAAGGACCCAGCAUAGGAUCAACAGGUCAGUACUAGUCUGACCCUUUGCGCAGGGGAUCACAAUUUGCAAACGAUCUUCGCUCCUGACCUAACGUGAAUCCUCAGACCAAUCGAGCCUGGCAAGCGCAUCGAGGUGACGCUCAUAGAAGCUAAAAUCGACCCAAGUCACUUGCCAGCAUCGAUCGCCGACGAACGUGCCUCCUUCCAGCUCCCUCUCGAGUGCAAACUCUUGCUCGAGCCUUCGGAUCCGACACCGGCUCGGCGCAAAAAAUUGCUCCGGUUCCAGCGUCGGCCGAUGCAAGAUCAGAUUGAGACCGACUCUGCGACCGAGCUAGACUGGAUUCACGUAGUACCGGUACAACGUCGAUUUGCGCAUAUCGCCUUUGAAAAGCGUUGGCCGCACUCGACUGCACGGCUCGCCUUCGAUCUGGCCGGAUCACAGUUCGCGCUCGACCUCCUCGACCCGGUCAAGGAUGCUUGGCGCGCUUCGAGCGAAGCGGUUCUUGCAUCCGAAACCGAUGGUGCUUGGAUCCAAGUGGCGUGGCGCGUCAUGGACCUUACUUCCGACUUGAAUGAGGAGACAAAGCCAAUAGUCACAGAUGGUCAGCUGCGGGAACGACUCGAAAGUGAAUUGACAGCGGCGCACAUCGACCUCCGCCGCGAGAUCGCCCGACGCCAUCUUCAGCUUGCUCGUGUGGAUAAUGAUCAAGCUUCUUUACGGCGCACGAGUGAACCCUGCUCGGAUUUUCGGCCGCCGCCUGGAGCGACCUUCAAGAAGACCAAGCCGAUCCCGCUGAGCAAGUUCAUCUACGAUCCCCCACCGCCGUUCACGCACACGAGCUUCCUCUCCCACGCUAUGCCGACGGAUCUACCUCCUUUCGAGGUCGUACCACCCUGGAAAUGUAUCGCUCGACCGUCGGCUAAUUUGACCGAGAAGGAGGUCGACCAACUUAUUGCCGAGGUCAUCGCGGAAUAUGCGAGAGCGAGACCGGACGAAGAUUGUGAGCGCGUGCACAUGGAAAGCUGGGUCAAGGCGUCGAUCUUCAACGAGAACAGCUUCGAGAGGGUAGACCCCAUGAGUGAGUGUCUGACUGGUCAUGUUGCCCUGUUCCCAGUCGACGAUACCAGCCGACGAACGAUUUUCAAAAUAUCCUCCUAGGGCUUCGACGAGAUUUUCAGGCGUUAAAAGGUGUAAUGCAAGAAGUUGGAAGCGAAGCCGAUGAGGUUCCUGGAUCGGAGGACGUUCUUUACAAUCGUCGCUUUCGUGCCCAAGGGGACCCCAAAGUCGGUCCGAAGUUGGCUCCGAUCGUCGAGUUGUUCCAACAGCGCUUGGGCAUCACACCCUGGGAGCUGCAGUCGCAGUGAGUAGCUCUCUGACGUCUCCUUUGGUUGCUGAAGUUGACGCCUGAGCGGAUGUUUGGCGACUGUUAUUAGAGCUCAAUGUUUCACAACCGAUCAAGUCAUCCCCGAGUACGUAUAUCUUCUGUGAGUCGGGCUGGAGUCUCGCUGACUGGAGCUUUCAUUCUGGGGUAGCCCACCGGUCGUGGAAAUUUGCGAGCUAUGCGGAGCGAUCUCCUGUCGCGUUCAUGAAUGUAAGCCGACCCUUCUCUCUCUCGAUCAAGGGAAUGGUGAGGCCUCCUGGCUAAGCGCCGAUACCGUUCUCAUCGUUUGCAGGGUUCUUGGAGGCUCCCAACGUCCCGACCGCACACAGCGCCAGGCCUCCGCUCGCGCCGCCGGAGGACGCACAGGCUAGUGACUGCGGGACCCACUGUCACAAACGGCCCGAAAAUAAUGAGCAUGUGAGAAACAGCUACAUGUCUCGUUGCUGCUCACCUCCAAUGCUCGUGCUGACCCAAGCUGUUCGUCAACAGGUGGAGCGCUACCUCAACGACGCCUCCGCGAGGGACCUUGCGACCUUCAAGUGCUACCUCGAUGAACAACCCAAGGUCCCUUCGUGCAUCCUCGCCAGUAUCACCAAGAGGAACUGCUUCGAAGUCGAAAGCAUACGUCGUCAACUCGGGCGGACCAAUGAUCCGAUCGAGGCCGAGCCCGAGGUCGCGCCAGUCCGACAGCCACUCCGGCGGCUGAAGGCAAAACCUCUACCCGUGGGUAACACCCGAGGCUACGAGCCGUGUGGGUGCGAUGGGCCCUGUCAGGGAACGACCAUGACCAAUGCGACAGUUCCUGGAGGUGGAGGGAGAACGGCGAAGAAUGAUAGGACAACUUGCGAAUGCGUCAAGUCGGGGACGUGGUGCGAUCGCUUUUGCGGUUGUCACGAGCUAUGUAAGUCCUCGGCGCUGGCUGAGAGUGCGAGAACGUAUACAUGUGGCAUGGUUCUGAAUGCUGAUCAAUAAUCUUGCAACCCGACUCUUCACUCGAUUGUUCAUUUCAGGUGCUCGACGCUUCCCCGGCUGCCUUUGUCGCCUCUCGCCCACCUUCGUUCGAUGCGUACGCGAGGACUGCGAAUGUCUUAAAGAGAAUCGCGAGUGCGAUCCUCAUCUAUGUGCCAGAUUCGAUGGACCCGAUGUAGCGAGCGGGACGAAUGAUCAAAUUCGCUACAAGAAGCUCAAGCGCACGGCGAUUGUACGCUCGACCCUACCAGGGGCUGGCUUUGGGUCAGUAUCGUCGAUUCGCUUAGCUCAGAUUCGUGGGGAUAUAGGCCUGACGUCGGUGAUCCGUUCGAUGAUGACCAGUGUCGAGCUGCUAGAGGAUGCAUCGGCAGGCGAUUUGAUUGGUCUCUACGGAGGCGAGAUGUUCGACGUUGAGGAGUCACCUGCGUUGAUCCGACAGUACGUCUGCCGGCCUCUGUUCCUUCUCAGGCGUGUUGCUUACUGACAGCUUUUCGAUCAUUUGCUCACCCACCCAUAGCCAACUUCAAGAAGGAGCUCGAGCAGGUUAUUGGUUCGACGUCGACACGUUGCAUGUAAUCGACCCACUCGCGUCCGGCAACCACAUGCGCUACAUCAACGACUUGGGAACCUGGAACUGCGAAGCCAGAUGUCCGCCGAAUUGACUGGUUCCGUAUCACCCAAGUUUGAGCUGCAAAUCACUGAUGUUUCAUGUGUUGUUUUGGACAGGGGUUUACAUCGACGGGACGCACCAGCUGGGCUUUUACGCCCGGGUCGACCUCAAGAAAGGCGAUGAGAUCUCGCUUGAUUACGGACCUACGUAUUGGGGUAAAAAUGGUGGCUUGCAGCAGAAGAAGAAGACGGCUAGUGGGGUUAAGCAACACGAGGGGAAGGACAAUGGAAAGGCUAAGGGCAAGGGCAAGGAGAGGGAGAGACUUGAUGUGCCCGAAGGAGAUGCGUGA
Molecule: messenger RNA, 3686 nt
Organism: Microbotryum saponariae
Lineage: Eukaryota; Fungi; Basidiomycota; Microbotryomycetes; Microbotryales; Microbotryaceae
Source: the annotation of a GenBank genome assembly